This is a messenger RNA of Zasmidium cellare ATCC 36951, 2658 nucleotides long. RefSeq lists its product as uncharacterized. The coding region runs from base 1 to 2658 and encodes 885 amino acids. The transcript is spliced from 5 exons. The record is from RefSeq and is a predicted model, not a curated record. Gene Ontology annotation, biological process: DNA-templated transcription. NCBI's taxonomy places the organism in Eukaryota, Fungi, Ascomycota, Dothideomycetes, Mycosphaerellales, Mycosphaerellaceae. Gene Ontology annotation, molecular function: zinc ion binding; DNA binding.
AUGGACGAGAGCGACGGAGGUCAAGGGCCACGACGCAAGCGUCGGCGAGUAGAUCCGGCGCACCAGGCAUGUGCGGAGUGCAAGCAACGCAAGCCUGCUCGAGAUGGCAGACAUGUAGAUGAUCUGGAAGCCAAGCUGAAAGAGUACGAACAGCGGUUGGCCAUCAACGUGGACCAACAACAACAUGUUCCCAACGUAACUUCUCAAGAUCAAGCCACUCACAAAAACGCGCGUGAUGGGAUCCUGUACCUACCUGAUAUGGGAGCCAGUGCCAGCGCUAGUGCUCAUGCUGGUCCGUCCGGCUCGGCCAAAGUGAUCAACGAUCGCACCAAAGACGGGCCCGCCGUUGCAUCUACUUCUUCGCCACUCGUUAGUGACGAGGAAGAUCACGACCUGGAUGAUGGGGCAGCGCUUCCUAUCAUUGAUGGAAUGGUUGAGUACGUGUCGCCAAAUGACUCGCAUGUCAGCAACACCGGGUUCGAGGAUGCCUCCACCUUCCGUUUCGCCCGCAACUUGACUGCUUCAGAGGAUGAUGGGAGAAAUGUCAGAGCCGUAGACCCUUCGCAGCCGUCGCCCUCUACUAUGUCUCGAUCUCAACAAGUUGGUGAAAGCGGUGCUUCUACUGCGGCUGGUUCCAGCAAUAUCUGGAACAUGGAAAAUCCCGUCCACAGUAACACCGACGAUUGCAUCUCCGCACUCAAGUCGUACAUGGAUGGGUCGAGCCUCAGCUACUUACCUCAGCGUUACAUUGCCUCCGCAUUGCUUGAGAGAUACUUCUCGAUCAUUCUCCCCACCUGGCCUUUCUUGGUCGAGAAACGUAUCCGGCAACAAUUCCAAGACACCUGGCUUUCGGAUGAACCACUGAAUCCAAUGUGGCUCGCACAGUUGAACCUCAUCUUUGCCAUCGCGUGCGAACUGUACGACACAAGCGAUGACGCCCCAUUGCCGAAUGUGUAUGAUGUGGGCCAGAAGUUCUACUUGAGAGCCAAUGGCUUUGUCAUUGCCAACUCCCACCGACUUUGUAGCGUACCUAUGGUGCAGGUCUUGCUCUUGGCGGCGCAGUAUCAGCAAGGCACUUUACGUACGAACGAGCAUUGGAUGGCCAUUGGUAUUGCAACGCGCAUGUCCCAAGGCUUGGGCUUGGACCGAAUAGCUGAAGGCGAUGACAGGCAAUCGUCAUCGCUGUCGACGCUCGAUAAGGAGAUUUGCAAGCGCCUUUGGUGGGCGUGCUUCUCGUUCGAUCGACUUUCGAGCAUGGUCUAUGGACGCCCUUUCGGCAUAGCCCAUAUGCCACGACCCACCCGAAAUCGGGAACUGCUCUCAUCAACAGACGAUAGAUUCCUCAAGGAAGACAAGGCGCAGCCGAGCGAUGUUUCGUCUGUCAACGCUUUCUUCGUAAAUACAGUGAAACUGUACCGCAUCAUGGACGAGAUUUUCGCGGUCCUUCCGCCCAGAUCCCAAUUAGCGCCAUCACCUUUGACGAGUAGGGUGCCAUACUCUCAAUCGUACGACGCUCACUAUACCAUCACGCAGCUCAACGCCAUAUUUGAGCUUGACGCUCUAUUACUAGAGUGGCAUCGCAAUCUCCCGCCACAUCUUGCUUUCUCACUAGAAAACUUGGACGAAACAUCGCCAUCCCUCCCGCACAUUCUACGCCUCCACAAAGUUGUCUUGAAGCUUCGAUUCCUCGGUAUGCGCAUUUUGCUACAUCGUCAAAGUGUGUUGUUCCUCUUGCAGGAUCAAGUGGAUGCAUCAUGGCCGCCUAAUGCUGCAGGACGGCACCCUACAACCUAUUUGCAGGCAUCUAGCAGAGGACUGUUGGGAUCCGACCCUUCUAAUAAUGCAAACGGAGAACCGUCACAGCAUGAGGGACAGUGCAGUACUACUACCGCUUCCUCCAGUGCUCGUGCGACUCGCGUCGACAUUCAGCUCGCACGUGUGAGUGCCAGUAUCUGCGUCCAAAUGGCUCAAUUGCAAAUUGAGACCAUCGAUGCCAAUCGACCACUAAAGAUGACUGGUGCAUGGUGGUGGAACCUUCACUUCGUAUUCAACUCUCUUUGCGUACUUUUCGGUGCUCUUGGGGUUCCUACACCCGAAGACGCAGCAGCGGUUCUGCCUGACCAUAAUCGAAAUAAAGCGGCCAUUCGACGCGGCUUCGACAACAUCCGGGGCAUGGCCUCUCGCGGCGGGUCUAGAGUUGCACAGACUGAAAGAUUCCUCCGCGGUCUGCUCAGGACCAUGAUCAAGCGCCGACACCAGCAGAAGCAUUCAUAUUUGAUUCAAUCCAGCGACGACAAUUCACAACGGCCGGGAAGCACUAUUGGACCUGAUGCACAACCGACUCAACCACCACUCGCUUCUGGAUUUUCGGCCAUGGGCACAGCAAACAGAUCAGACAACCAGAGCCAACAUCAACAGACACAAGCAAUGGAUCAAGACAACGCUUUACCAGGCAUUGACCAGGAGCUCGGCGAUCUUGAUGCAUUUGAUCUCUUGCCAGGUGAAACCACGGCCUCAUCAUUCUCUAACCUGGACGAUAUGAACAUUGAUUGGGGCAGUGGAUUGCCAUCGGAUUUACUGGAGCCAGAUCUUGCUAGUGUGUUUCUGCAGGACAGCUUCAACUCUUGGGCGAACACAGGUGGACCGAUGGCCGGCUGA